Uranotaenia lowii is the source of this 615-nucleotide messenger RNA. RefSeq lists its product as uncharacterized. Lineage: Eukaryota; Metazoa; Arthropoda; Insecta; Diptera; Culicidae. Gene Ontology annotation, molecular function: nucleic acid binding. The transcript has a single exon. The coding region runs from base 1 to 615 and encodes 204 amino acids. The record is from RefSeq and is a predicted model, not a curated record.
AUGCAUCGUGUGAUUCGAAAGUGUAUCAAGUGUUUCCGUAUGAGGCCGAAGGAAAUGAAGCACUUCAUGGGAGACUUGCUGAAGUCCCGGGUUACCGAGACCAACCCCUUCACCCGCACUGGCGUGGAUUAUGCCGGUCCAUUUCUUCUGAAAAAGGGUCGAAUGAGGUCACCGAUUAAAUGCUAUGUGAGUGUAUUUGUCUGCAUGAGCACCAAGGCCAUCCACUUGGAGCUGGUUGGAUCGCUGUCAACUGAAUCGUUCUUGGGUGCCUUUCAUCGCUUCGUUGGACGUCGUGGGAAUGUUUCUGAGAUGUACUCAGACCAUGGCACAAACUUUCAAGGUGCCGAGCGGCAACUGGCAGAACUAGACGAAUCGCAGAUGUUCGAAUGUAAGCUGGAGGAAUUCUGCCAGUCCCGAGGAAUUCGAUGGAGUUUUGUAGCCCCACACCAAGGCGGCCUAUGGGAGGCCGGAGUGAAGAGUAUGAAAUCGCACUUGUGUAAGGUACUCAACGAAUCGUAUCUUUCCUACGAAGAGAUGUACACCUUGCUAGUACAAAUAGAGGCUAUAUUGAAUUCGCGACCCCUGAUACCCCAGUCGGACGAUUCGAUGGAUUAG